This is a messenger RNA of Colletotrichum abscissum, 498 nucleotides long. RefSeq lists its product as uncharacterized. The coding region runs from base 1 to 498 and encodes 165 amino acids. The transcript has 3 exons. The record is from RefSeq and is a predicted model, not a curated record. NCBI's taxonomy places the organism in Eukaryota, Fungi, Ascomycota, Sordariomycetes, Glomerellales, Glomerellaceae.
AUGGGCUUUGGUGAUAUAGCUGCUACCAUCGUCCGGUUCAUCUGUCACCUCGCUUUGAGCGAUCCCCCAGGCUCAGCCCAGGUCUUCUUCUCGAACACACAGGGUGGACACUGGAAGAGGAGGAGUAGGAGGGUACCACCGUGGGAACUUGGUAGUGCUUGGGAAGAAGACUGGACGUGGUGGACGGAAAUAUCCACACCCAUACCACAUUUACACGCACAGAUGCAUGUGGCUCAGCAGAGCAGCAGCAUCAACAACAACAGCAUCCCGCGACAAGAGCAACAGCUGGAACUGCUGCUGGUGCUGCUGGUGCUGCUGGUCCUGCUCUCCCAGACCACCUUACCCACCCCUCCCCCUACCCUACCCUACGGAUCCAUCCCCUACCCUGCAGUCCCCUUCCCUCCCCGUCUCCGGGGGCCUGGCGGCGGCGACGGCGGGCGGGCAAAGCUCGAUGCCAUGCCAUGCCUAUCCGUACCCGUCUGGCAUGGCAUGGCAUGA